Arabidopsis thaliana (thale cress) is the source of this 566-nucleotide messenger RNA. Its product is annotated as Plant self-incompatibility protein S1 family. The transcript has a single exon. Gene Ontology annotation, cellular component: extracellular region. The coding region runs from base 53 to 508 and encodes 151 amino acids. The record is from RefSeq and is marked reviewed. NCBI's taxonomy places the organism in Eukaryota, Viridiplantae, Streptophyta, Magnoliopsida, Brassicales, Brassicaceae.
ACUACUUUCGAAACAAGGAAAAAUAUUGUGUCACAAACCAGUAAACCCUUCCAUGGCUUCCUCAACAAAUAACCACUUCACUUCCGUGCUUCUCUCAUUUUUAUUUAUCCUAAAAAAGUUGUCAUCUUUGGGAAAUCAUUCGUCCAACGAUGGAAUUUUGCUAUUUUCACCUAAACAUGUCGUGAUCUACAACACAUUGACCUCACGUGCAACAUUGGUCGUACAUUGUGUGAAUAAAGAGAAAGAUUUGGGGAUACAAAAGCUCCCAAUCGGAGCUAGUUUCGAUUUCAGGUUUCGUGUCAAUCUUCGUAAAACAACAACGUAUAAUUGCACUUUCGAGUGGCCCGGAAGUAUAGAGAAAUUUGAUAUUUUUAGGGCAGACAGAGACGACAAUGAAACAAGUCCUAUUGGGAUAUGUAGAGAAUGUAUAUGGUACAUUUAUGAACCAGCCCCUUGUCGUGAAAAACGUGACGGAGGCCAUUCUAUAUGCUUUACAUGGGAUCGAUAGAGGCUCUUUUAUAUAUAUUUUAUGGGAUUUUAAUUGCUUUACAGUGUGACAAAAAAAA